AUGAACGUCGAUCACUUGAGCGACCACGAAGAGCCCGUGCAAGAGUACUACACCGAGUCGCGCCCUGUUGGCCGGCAAGGUCCGCUGUCAUGGGCGUGGGAGCGCAUCCAGACUCUGGGCCACGGGGCGAGGCGCGCUGAGCCGCACGCCUCGUCCGAGUACUUCGCGCUCGUCCCGCUGUCCGACUCUCGGCUGUCGAUGAACCCCGCGCGCGUCCGCGGCGUGCUGUGCGCCGUGAUCGCCCUGGGCAUGGCCAUGUGCGGCGUCAUCUUCCUGCUCGUCCCGCGCGGCAUCGCCACGGGCACCGCGCAGGUCGAGGUCCGCACCAUGUCGUGGAACGCCGACAGCAGCACGUACGAGCUCCAGCUCGACCUCUCCCUGCCCGUGUACAACCCGAACUUCAUGUCGGCGCGCCUCCAGGGGACGCUCGACGUGCUCUUCUACGACUCCCCCGCGGGGACUGUGGAGCUGGACGAGGUGCUGCCGGCGCGCGCGCUGCCGACGACGCUCAGCCUGCGCAUGGACGCGUCGCAGCUGAGCUCGCGGUACACGCUGACGGUGGUGGACCAGUGCGCGAUGUUCCCGCACAGCCUGAUCUUCCUCCUCCGGAGCAGCCUCAACGCCACCAUGCUGGUGGGCCGCGCGCACGAGAUGCCGCAGAUCGACUCGUACUUCAUCGUCGACUGCCAGGGCGGGGGCAAGCACCGCCACCACGACGACGACGACUCGUCCGACGACGACGACGGCGGGGUGCCCUGGCCUGCGCGAUGA
Molecule: messenger RNA, 771 nt
Organism: Pedinophyceae sp. YPF-701
Lineage: Eukaryota; Viridiplantae; Chlorophyta; Pedinophyceae
Source: the annotation of a GenBank genome assembly